Molecule: messenger RNA, 1793 nt
Organism: Uranotaenia lowii
Lineage: Eukaryota; Metazoa; Arthropoda; Insecta; Diptera; Culicidae
Product: arginine-glutamic acid dipeptide repeats protein
Exons: 5
Coding region: 308-1675 (455 amino acids)
Source: RefSeq, a predicted model, not a curated record
GGGGACGCAUCAUUGCCAUUUUAGGAGCAGUGAAAAUGAAAUUUCACCACUUCUAGAUCUAGAUCGCCGAGGGUCGGGUCUUCCUCGGGAGCACCAGUUUCGGCUAUUGGUCAUUUAAUUUAGAGUUGACUCAGUAGAUAGACGUUGUGCGAGUUUUCCAAAAGGCCAAGCCCCAAGCCAUUCGCAGUGACUUCCUUCGGCGGAGGGGCGCAGGACCAUGAGUGGUCGCAUCUGAUAAGAAAUCGAAAGUGUUUUUGAUAAUUUAGUGCCAUUGUUCGAUAAAAUUUAAAUUCAAACGUCGACAAACAUGAAAGCGGAAGUUCUACUACAAGGACUGUUGGUGGCUGCAGCAAUUGUCGGAAAUGUUCGAACUGGAACAGUAGGAAUAAGUGCAUACGCAAAUGUGCCGACAGGAAAAGAUGAAUUAAUUCAACGAAAUUCCACAAAUAACUUGGACGUGAAUCAAGGCACCGGACGUGCCAGCAUCGGAGGGUACCAGUUCCCUUACAACGGAUUCCUCAGCAAACCGAUAGGUUAUCGUACCAGUAGCUACCAGGAUAGCUACAAAUCCCCAAAGUAUAUCGUCUAUCCCAGCAAUUAUCAAUCGGUAGACGAUGGCUCAAUGCAGAAGAAAAAUAAUAUGGCCAUGGAUCGAUUUGCCCCUGGAGAGGCCUAUGGUGGAACCGUUUACAAAAUAUUGAAAGCCAAACAAAAAGGAUAUCAGUAUCCAAAACCCAGUGGUCCGGCUUUGGACGAUAGCGCGCCGAGCUCCGCAAAUGCUCCCUCGAUGCCUUCGGCUCCAGCAGCAACUACAGUGCAAGCACUUCCACCUCCAAUUACACCGCCACAGCUUCCUCCAAUCAUUGUAGCUCCGACGCCUGUUCCAACCCUAAAAGCAGCAGAUGUCAGCAAUUCAGCAGCUCCCGUAAGCAGUUACCUGCCACCCUCACUGACCGAGCUACACAAAUUCCCACCAAAUAGCGACCUCAGUUGGAACUCCGAUAUGGAUGCACCCAGCUACAGUAGCAUGCUCAGUAGCUAUCUGGGACCUGAGCCUCCAAACGGCACCUCCGCGGAAAAUGACGAUAUGGUUGGUACGAUUGCCGUUGGACCUGGACAUCCUCAGUAUCUGCCUCCGAACACAAACUAUCUCCCUCCGCAGAUGAUGGACACCGCACCCAAAGCCAUGCCCCAAAUGGACUCGAUGCCUCAAAUGGCUCCAAUGUCAGCGAUGGCUCCGAUGGCCCCAAUGGACCCGAUUCCACCGGAAAUGUUCCAGUUUAACGGCUACCACGACUAUCCACCGGAAUAUUGGUUCGAUCCACAUCAUGAUGAAACUACCACUACAACAACAACCGCAGCCCCGGCACCGGUUAACGUUGGAAGCCCCCGAGUCAAGAACUACAGCUACUACUACAUCAGUCGAACGCUGUGGUACGUUCCACUGUACUUCACCCUAUACUUCUGUUUCUACGUGCUGAUUUUAAUCCUCCGAUCGAUUGCCAGACACAAGGUCAACAUUCCCAAUCAAUGGGUAGGAUCGCGAUCCUUCGACACGAUGCCUAGGUGGAACAAUGAACAGGUGAUGCACAAAACCAAUGUGAUGACCAGCUUCGUGAUGCGACAGAUUGAAGAUUUCGCACAAAAGUACUAUAACCCAGAGAAGGAGGAAUAGCUGUCGAUCGUCGUGACGUUAGGUUAAGACUAGAACCAAUUAUUGCUCAUUAGACAUUGCUUCAACGUCAAAAUCAGCCGAAUCAGGUCGUGUUGAAGAAUGUUUACUGAACAAUGAA